AUGGGAAUCGAUCGGCUGGAUUCUUACGGCGACGACGUCCUCAUCUACCAUAAGAACAAAACGUCAGGCUGGCCACCCCCUGGACCAGGCUCAUGGGGUGGACUGCAAGGGCCUCCUUACAGCUGGGACAGCAUGAACAGCAGCAGAGAGGGCCGGGACUGCCUCACCAACCAAGUGUCCCAGAGCAGCUCCCUGGAGGAGGUUCACCUGGAUGGGGUCCCCCCCGCCCCUCGCCUGGUGGAGAUGACACGGGACCCUGUCCUGGGCUUUGGCUUCGUGGCAGGCAGUGAGAAACCAGUGGUGGUCCGCUCUGUCACACCAGGUGGUCCAUCAGAGGGGAAGCUGUUGCCGGGCGAUGAGAUCAUCAUGAUCAACGAUGAACCUGUCAGCUCAGCUCCCAGAGAACGAGUCAUCGACCUCGUCAGGAGCUGCAAAGAAUCCAUCAUGUUGACUGUUGUUCAGCCGUAUCCUUCCCCUAAAUCAGCGUUCAUCAGUGCAGCCAAAAAAGCCAUGCUCAAGUCCAAUCCGGUCAAAGUGCGCUUUGCAGAGGAGGUCAUUAUAAACGGCCAGGUUCCAAACCCGGUGAAGGACAAUUCUCUUCUGUUCAUGCCAAAUGUCCUGAAGGUCUACCUGGAGAACGGGCAGACAAAAUCUUUUCGCUUCGACAGCAGUACCUCUAUCAAGGAUGUGAUCCUGACCCUGCAAGAGAAGCUGUCAAUCAAAUGCAUCGAGCACUUCUCCCUCAUGUUGGAGCAGAGGACAGAAGGCUCUGGAAGCAAACUGCAUCUUCUGCAUGAACAGGAGAUGCUUACUCAGGUGACCCAGAGGUCCGGCUCUGACAAGAUGAAGUGUUUCUUUAGAAUCAGCUUCGUGCCCAGGGACCCCGUGGAGCUACUCCGGAGAGACGCUGUGGCAUUUGAAUACCUCUAUGUGCAGAGUUGCAACGAUGUGGUGUUGGAACGAUUCGGCCCGGAGCUGAAAUACGACGCUGCGCUGCGAUUGGCUGCGUUGCAGAUGUACAUCCUCACCAUGACAACCAGACAGAGCCAGAAGGUCUCCCUUAAAUACAUCCAAAAGGAGUGGGGUCUGUCGCUGUUCCUGCCUCCCGCUGUGCUGUCCAGCAUGAAGGAGAAAAACAUCAAGAAGGCUCUGACACACAUCCUCAAAACCAACCAGAACCUCGUGCCUCCAGGGAAAAAACUGACUGCUUUGCAGGCCAAGGUGCAUUACCUGAGGUACCUCAGUGAACUCAGACUGUAUGGAGGGAGGGAGUUCAAAUCAAUACUUUUGCAAGGGGAGAAGCAGACAGAUGUGACGCUGUUAGUGGGUCCACGUUACGGCAUCAGUCAUGUUAUCAACGCCCGCACCAACCUAGUGGCCCUAUUGGCCGACUUCAGCCACGUCAACCGCAUCGAGAUCCUCACUGAGGAUGAGACCAACGUCCGGCUGGAGCUGCAUGUUCUGGAUGUCAGGCCCAUCACUCUGAUCAUGGAGUCGAGUGAUGCGAUGAACCUGGCCUGUCUAACAGCAGGCUACUAUCGCCUCCUAGUGGACUCACGGAGAUCCAUCUUCAGCAUGGCCCACUGCAACAGCACUGGAGGGGAUGAUGCCAGUCAGGAUCGUGUCCUGGAGUGGCCAUACAGCACGUCUUUGGGGGACAAUGAGGAGCCAUCACCCAGACAGGGAGAGGGCUACGACAGGGACUCUGAGUAUUCAGACAAUGGGCAGAGAGAAAACAGUAUCUCUUCUUACUUCCAUGAACCUCAAAACCCCGACAGAGACCUUGGGACACGGAGAAGUCCGUUGCCCCCUCCUCUUCCCCCUGCGACUAGACACAAAUCUCAAGACUCACCUCGGAGUGCCAAAGUGUCAUUUAUUUUUGGGGGAGACCAACCCUUGAACAAAGCUAAGAACUUAGGCUAUGAAAGACUGUUGGAGAGCCCUGAGGUACCUGAGCACAGACCGCCCUACUUUCACAACAACACGGACUUUCGGCCACAGGACAGGGUGCCGUUUCAGUUCAGUGGUCUGACACAUGUCUACAGUAACAUUAUAAGUGAGGAAGGUGGUGAGGAGCCACUGCUAAGGGAUCUGUUUUACCGUGACACAACGGAUGAUGCAGAGGAUGACGACGAUGCUUCCUGCGAAGAAGACUCCACCGGGGGGACGCCAGUGGGUGAUGACAGAGGAGGUGGAGAUGAACACUGUGGUAACCAAGGCGGAGGGUUAGCCAUGGCAGCUGGCAAAGCUACCUUCCUCACCCUUUCUGGUUCUACCGAUGAUAUCAUUGACCUGACGUCACUCCCUCCUCCCGAGGGAGACGAUGGUGUUGACGAAGAUGAAGACGACACACUGCUGCAGACGCUCAACCUUGCAAUUGCAGCUCCGCCGCCAGGUUUUCGGGACAGUUCAGAUGAGGACACAGCACCCGAGGGAAGGCCACUAAGCACACAUGACAAUGACGAUAUCCCAGUGUCAUUAAUUGAUGCCAUUCCCACACAUGGGGAGGGGGAAGGGAGCAGGGGAGGGGAGAGAAAGCUGGAAAACGCGGUCAUGAAUACUCUACAGGCACUGGAGGCUCUGUCUGUCUCUGAACAGCGGCCUCCCCCACCACCACCCAACAGUAACAAUCCAGGUGUUUACACAUCUCGAGGCUUCAGCCCAGAGUCUUCCUCAGAUUCUGGCAAUGAGACCAACUCCUCCGAGAUGACAGAAAUCUCUGAACUGGCUGCUACUCACAGGCUCAGCGAGAGCCACAUGCGUCUUCUGGUGGCCACAAGGGAAGGAUACCAACCUUUACUUGAGGAGAAAACUGAAUUCCCUGUUUCACCCAGUACAGGAGGAACAAUACAGAAGAAACCCCUCAGUCCAACACGGCACCUUCAGCCUCCAGCAGUUCCUCCCAGACGGAGCCCCCUGUUGGACACCGCAUCAUCAGGGCCGGACAGCUUAGAGGUGAGGUCCCAGACCAACCUCUCCUCCACUCUGCAGCGCCCAAGUUCCACCACACCCGGAGGCAAGCAUCACAAAAAGUCUGCAGACUCCAGUGGGAAGUAUAACACCUUCAGCACAAGGGAAGGGCAUCGAGGUGAGAGUGGUGGCAGUCGCAGCCAUCUCGACUUGGAGCAGCGCACUUCUUUCUGUGAGAGACGGGAAAAUCAAGGCAGACAGAAUUCUUUUUUGGCAGAAAAUUCUGUAGGUGAGGGCCUCGGAGUGAACAGUCUCCCCCGUGACCAUCACAGAAUUCCCCGCCCUCCUUCUUCUACCUCUGAUCGCCUGUUAGAUGUUGUAAACUUGGGGGACUGUGGUGCAGAGAAUGGAGCUGCGACUGUUGAGCAAGAUGAGCAUCUGGUUGUAGCGUCAUUGCUGUCUCCAGCUAAAAAAUCCAGAUCAGGGGGGUCGGACCAGGGAUCAGACAUACAAAGCGACCAUCAGCCGAUUUCUAGACAGCAGAGUGUAGCGCGGUUGUGUGAGUACCAUCUCGCAAAAAGGAUUUCAAGUUUGCAGGGAGAAGCCCACAGUUCACUGCAGGGUUCUCUGUGCUCAUCGCUGGACGCUGGUGGCAGCACGAACAGCAGUGCCUGUGCCACCCCAACCGACUCACCACUUGGCCCUGGUGCGGUUGAAUCAAAACACCACCAUUUGCAAAGGCACCCACUUUCCAGUUCCUCUUCCUCAUUACUCAGGGUGCUAAACUAUGACGAUAACAAACCUGGAAUCCCUCACAGCAUCCCUGGCCAGGGCACUCAGGGAAAAGACCUCCACCCUCAUGCAGACCCUGCCCUCCUUCGGAAAAUGCUACCCAACAUUCACCCUCCUGCUACGGGGGCUGAACCAGGGCGCCCCUCCUCAGCCACACCGUCAAAGCAUAAAGAGAGCACAGGUACUGGAACCAAGAAGCCCCACAAUGAUCUGCAUGCCAAACAACAGGCCUGUUUUAAGGGGCUGAACCAGAAGGAAGGCAGUGAGGCCUACAGACAGCUGAUAAACUAUCUAACAGUCAGCCAGAUGCAUCAGGGAGGGAAGCUGCACAGUGCAGGCAUGGGAGGGGCAGUGAAAAAGGACACCAGGCGCUUUAUCACUAGCAACCCUCAGCUUGUUGAAAUGGUUAAGAAUAGAGGGAACACGAUUGCUCGCUGCCCAUGUAUGCCUUCCUCCAUAUCAUCCCCAUUUCUCAGCCCAAAUUUAGUAACUUCUAAUGCAGCAGCCAUGCAGCUGGCAAAUAAAAAUCCACGCUCAUACCAUUCGGCCACGCUUCCUGCAAAGCUCAAGAGAAGUCCUGACAUGCACGCUCACAGACCGAAUGACAGUCUAGAUUUUAGGCCAGCUGCUGCCGAGAGGCGAAGCUCCUUCUCUGGCCUGGAAAGUGAGCUAGAGAGGAGUGGUAUGGACUCAGAGCACUUCCUGCCACUGUAUAAGACUGAGGGCAGUAUCAGCCGUGAUGGGGGAUUCAUCACAGGUGGAAACCGCGAUGGCAUGGGUACCACUAACCGCCCCCCACCUCGGUCAAGGAGCCAACCGAGUGGCAGCACAGAGGACUGGUUAAAAUCAGACCUGAGGGCAAAGCACGUGGUUCGUCAGUCUUCUCAUCCUCAUCCUAAUGACUCUCUGUCUUUCUCUGCUGCCCCCAGUGUAAGUGCUCAACGAGCAGACCUCAACACCAUUUCAUUAGGGAGGGGAGACCACCCAUCAGCUUUUAUCAGGCAGGCAUCUACUGGCAGAGCUUGCAUUACAUCUCCCACUCCCAACCCACAAUCUCCACCUCCUCCACCACCACCCCCACCUCCUCCUCUUCCUUUGUCCCUACCUGUGCAAGCCAACACUAGCUCCAGCAACUCAGGAUUCACACAGGAUUCCAUCCAUUCGAUCCAGUCCCGGCAGAAUCAGAACCACAUUCAGGCUAUUACCCCACAGACAAAUCCCUUCGGCAAUAACCUGCAAAGGGGCCGGGAGCUCAAACGCAGCUCCAGCAAUGUGACUGCCAGUUCUGGCAGUGUGGAAGUUCUGUUUGAUAAGCCCACUCGGAGCCGGAGCCAGCAGCCCUUGUUGCCGUCUGUGCCCCAGCAAGGUGAGACCAAAGUCCAGCGAAGGCCAACAAGGAAGCGGCUGUCCAAGAGCUAUUCCCAAGGCUCUGUAUCUUCCCACACCACAUGCUGGUCCACAGGCAGUAGGGUAGACAGUAGAAGGGCAUCUGUGGCAUUUCCACUGCAGAAAGAUGCUAAACACAUGAAGGGCUCUCAAAAACUGGACACCAGUCCCUGGAGAUGCAAUGGGCCUUUUAGCUAUUGUUUCUUUAAACGUAAGAGUGAGGGUGAAGACGAUGAGAUUGAGUGGGAGAGGCCCAGGCGAAGCCGUGGUGGGAAUGAUAUUGAUAACAAUGGUGCCUCUGCAUCAGCCAUAUUGCCCUGUGGCUCAGCGGUGGAUGCAGCUGGGGAGCAGCUGUAUGGGGAGGUCCUCAAUAACAUGAGCUUUAGUGACCGUCUUGCACGAAUCAACGCACUCAAGGACAGAAUGUAUGGUUUCCCAUCUGGCUUCACUGAUGUCCGCCGUGAUGCCAGUGAGCUCAUCGCACUGGUGAGAUCCAGCGUAGGUCGGUGUGACCGUGGAGCCCAGAUGCCGAUCCAGGAUGUAUCCCAGUACAAGCAGCUCCUCUCUGUCGAGUCAAAAGAGUUAGGCAGGGCAUGCCGGAGGAUGGCACAGGCUCAUGGUAGUCCUGAGGAGAUGCUGCUGGCUGUAACUUGUAGCUUCCAGGUGCUGUGCUGUCUCUGUGAAGCCUGUAUGUGUCUGGUUAAGGGGCUAGGAGCCUCAGCCUCACACCAACAGAGAGAGGUUGUGGCAAAAGUCGAUGAGGUUGUUAUGAACUAUAUCUGCUUGCUCAAGGCGGCUGAGGCCGCCACCGUGGGAGCACCGGGGGAGCACAGCGUGAAAGCCCUGGUCCGCCACUCCAGUACCAUGUCGGCCAUUGCUAACGCACUCACUCGCUCCCUUAAAACGCUGCUUAGCAAGUAG
Messenger RNA from Toxotes jaculatrix (banded archerfish), 6009 nucleotides. Its product is annotated as FERM and PDZ domain-containing protein 4-like. Bases 1 to 6009 code for a protein of 2002 amino acids. Lineage: Eukaryota; Metazoa; Chordata; Actinopteri; Toxotidae. The transcript is spliced from 16 exons. Gene Ontology annotation, cellular component: cytoskeleton. Gene Ontology annotation, molecular function: protein binding. The record is from RefSeq and is a predicted model, not a curated record.